Messenger RNA from Necator americanus (New World hookworm), 366 nucleotides. RefSeq lists its product as uncharacterized. Lineage: Eukaryota; Metazoa; Nematoda; Chromadorea; Rhabditida; Ancylostomatidae. Bases 1 to 366 code for a protein of 121 amino acids. The record is from RefSeq and is a predicted model, not a curated record. The transcript has a single exon.
AUGAUGUACGGAUCGGAGACUUGGGCAGCACCAUCAACGGUUAUGGAGAGGUUUGACUGCGCGGAUCGAAAGCUGUUUAGACGGCUACUUGGCUACUUUUGGUCUAGGGUAUGCCACAAUAAAGAUCUUUACACAGAAAUUGAUGUGGUAUACCGGCGGAUGACAAGUGGAAGACAUCAACAUCUUGCACCACCAUCGAAAGUGGCUAAAGUAAAUCGUCAUCGCUUCUUUGGUCAUAUAUUAAGGAGACCGGCGGAUCGCCUUGUUCAACGAGUUCUGAGGAGUUCGUCGGGUUCGAGCUGGAAGAAGCCACCUGGCCGAAAACGGAAGUUCUGGAUUGAGGUGGUGAAAGAGGACUUGAGGUGA